This is a messenger RNA of Notolabrus celidotus (New Zealand spotty), 2155 nucleotides long. Its product is annotated as STI1-like protein. The transcript is spliced from 16 exons. The coding region runs from base 200 to 1681 and encodes 493 amino acids. Lineage: Eukaryota; Metazoa; Chordata; Actinopteri; Labriformes; Labridae. The record is from RefSeq and is a predicted model, not a curated record. Gene Ontology annotation, molecular function: RNA binding; protein binding; metal ion binding.
GCAGCUGAUUUGACAUCCCCGUUGCCUGGAGGGGCGGAGAAGGACCAGACGAGAGGAACCCUCCAGUAGACCGUGGGCAGCAGGAGAACCGGUGGGUUGGCAGACCUGAAUGAAGACCCGGGACUCCCUGUUUAGUUCUUGGGGACAGUUUAAAGUUUUAUUCGGGGUCUGGAUUUAUAAUGCGGGGCGGUGAAACCUGAUGAAGUUCACCAGAGAUCUCUGCUGGCUGCUGGGCUUAGGAGGCGAUGGGCCAGGUGAGCAGGAGAUGGAGGUUCAGGACGGAGCCACCAACCAGACCGAUAGAAGAAAUGACCCAAGCCCAUCACAGGCGAUGCUGAGCGGUGAAGAGGGCUUGGAUGAUGAGGAGAAAACCAGAAGAAGGGCUGAGAGGAGGAGAGCAAAAAAGAAAAGGCAGAAAGAACGCAAGAAGAUGGAGAAAGGGGAGAGGAUGGAGGACGCGUCAGAGCAGGAAGAAGAAGCACCCGGAGCGGGGACAGAGAGUGACAGUGAGGAGCCCGAAUCAGACCGAGCUCUCACUAUAACAGAGAACAAGAGCAACCGGCAGCUGCCCUGCAGAGCCUCAGAGGAGGAGCCGGAGUGGGACGUCAGCAGUGCUUUUGUGGCCAAAGCUGCCAGCCACAUCAAACUGAAAUCCCCCAAGAGCAGAGCUUCACAGUUCUCCAGAGAGAACAAGGAGAACGAGGCCCAGAGCAGCCAGGAGAUGGAGACCACAGAAGAGAUGAAGAGGAGGGGGGAGGCUCUCACAGUGCAGGGCAUUCAGAUGUUCCAGCAGGGCCAGUUCAGCCAGGCGGUGCACACGUUCACAGAAGCCAUCGACUGUGACCCCAAAGACCACAGGUUCUACGGGAAUCGGUCUUACUGUUACUUGUGUUUGGAGCAGUACUCCUCUGCCCUGACAGACGCCCGGAGGUCCAUUCGGCUGGCCCCUGAUUGGCCAAAGGGACACUUCCGUAAGGGCUGCGCUCUGAUGGGGUUAAAGCGGUACAUUAGGGCGGAGGAGGCCAUGGCGCAGGUGUUGAGGUUGGAUCAACACUGUCAGGAAGCAUCCAGUAGACUUUUUACCUGCAGAGUUCUGCAGCUCAUGGAGCUGGGUUUCUCAGAGCAGCAGAGUGAACUGCUGCUGGAGAAGUUCAAAACCAUCCAUGCGGCCAUCAACUCACCUGAUGCCAAAACACUGAUGCAAACGUCUCAGCAGGAGCAGAGUGGGAGCUGCCGAUCUCUGUGGGUGGGGAACAUCACUGUCGAAGUCACAGAACAACACCUCAUGGCUCUCUUCAAAAUGUUUGGUGAGAUAGAGAGCAUCAGGGUCCUCCAUGAGCGCUUCUGUGCCUUUGUCAACUUCAAGAACGCCAACAUGGCCGCCAAAGCCCUGGAGAAGCUGCAGGGGGCGGAGCUGGGGAACUGUAAACUGGUGAUGAGGUACCCCGACCGUUGGAUCCAGCGGACCCUGCCCACCAUUCAAAGGACCAACACCGGCUUCAGCUCCAACGCUGCAGGACCACAGCAGGGCUCAGUGGCCUCAUGGUCCAAAGGGUGUGCGCCCAUAGAUGGAGACAAGUGCUUCUACUGGCGGACCACAGGCUGUUUCUACGGUGACAAAUGCCGCCUCAAACACCUACCAGAGCAGCAGGGUCAAGACAAGAAAAACUUUCAACUCUAACUGUGUCCAUUACACUCCUUACCUCAGCACCAAGGCACGGUGACAAAGGAUGAAUGAGAACACGGGGAACAAAAAGGGAAAAAGGACGAGAAGAUGAUAUGUCUGUGUAUGACUUUUGAAGACGAACCAAAGAAUGAAUUUAUCAAAGAAAUCCGCCUCAAAGCUUCCCGUGUAAGGACGACUUACAUGGGAUUUAAUUAUCUGUUGGAAGCGUCGCUGACUCAGAUAAGGGUGAUGAACUUCUGGUUUCUGCAUGGAGCUCCUGUUCUGUAGGAGUCUGUUACCAAAGGAUUCAUUUGAACUAAAAUGGAAACACUACCAAAACCUUGGACAAACAUUGUGUCUUCAACACCUCCGUUGAAUUGCCUUAAAUUCCAGUUAUUUUCAUAGAAUGAAAGAGAGAUGGAAGAUUUAACUGUACUGUUUUUUUUGGGGUUUUUUUUCAGAAAACAAUAAAUUAAUAAAUAAAAUGAA